Paramuricea clavata is the source of this 5770-nucleotide messenger RNA. The record is from the annotation of a GenBank genome assembly. NCBI's taxonomy places the organism in Eukaryota, Metazoa, Cnidaria, Anthozoa, Malacalcyonacea, Plexauridae.
AUGACAGAAGUAAUUUCUGAGUAAAGGAGGUUCCUUGUUUGGAGAUUUUCAUGAGGCAUAGAGGUUGCCCCAUACUAGCACUCAAGAUAAUGCCAAUGCAAGAAUGCUAGCUAUAAGUAUAAAUCAUGCAAAUUUGGGUAUACCGGUAUGCACGAGUCGAUGAUGGCUCGAUACCGACUGAAAAUAUGUAGUGAACAACCCCACAAAAAAUUCCACAAAACCUAGCAAGACUAGCAGUUAAUAUUUGUGAAGGAUACAAUACAGCUUGUUUAUACUGUAUAUAAUCCAGUAACUUCUCUUUAGCAGAGUAGCGAGCGAAACCAGAGUAGCGAGCGAAACAUGAUUGAUAUACCUGGUUGCAGUGAACUAACAAACUUUAAAAAAAUUAUUGGUCAUAUGAGCUGCUGUUUCAAACUGGCGCUAAAAACAAAAGCCAAUGCCUGAAACUAAAAAUAAUGAAGUUUUGCAUCCACAAGUGGAGAACAACGGCAUGAUUUUGACUCGAAAACAUGAAAUAUUUGUUCAAAAACGGGGGCGAAAACUGGCGAAGGUCUUUGUCGGAUGCUCAGGAUCGCGGUUGGUCAGUGGUAAUUGCCAUGAGCCGGAGGAACCAUAUGGCGUCAGCAAACGUAAAAAUCUGCCAUGUUUUUGGCGACACUUUUUUGACUGACGAGUAAUUUAGUAAAGCUCAGUAGUUGCAACCAGCGAGCGAGCACCAGCGAGCGAGCUGGGAGCAUCCUAAUCUCAGACUAUGGGAGAUUUUCGCUGGAUUGUGAAAAUUCAGCAAAAAAUUGUUUUCAACACCCUUUGCGGGCUCAUUUUACCCGUAUAUGGAACUCGUGACUAUAUAUGGCGUACCACAUGGAAAAUUUUGCCUUCGUACUGUAGUUCAUGCUGAUCCUGCUGUUUCGUGCACCCUCGAAAAAAACAAAAUAAAUUCUGAUUUAUCGAAAAUUGUUGUCUAACUACUGUAGUUUAAAAAAAAUUUGUUUAGCAGUUCAAUUAGCACUUAACAGUUACAUUGAGUUAUUUGUUAUCUAUGACCGUUUGCUGAGUUAUAGUUGCACUAGCUGUUUAGACUUUUAGUAGUUAUUUGUUAUUUGUGACCCUUUGUUGAUGUUGUAAUCUAUUUCGGUCUGACCUUGUCGCUAUUCAAAAUGAUAUUUUUUGCACCGAAAUAAAGUUGAUAUAACAUAAUAGAAUUGUAUUGUUACUUGUAAUACUUGUCCAUGCCAUUUAUCAACGCGUUGUAUAUACAGUAUCAGUGUAUAUACUUAUUAUACUUGUUGUGACACAUCAAGAAAAGGAGGAAUUUUAUAUCGUUGUGGAGUGUGGUGCAAUAUACAUUGGUUGCACUUUUAACCUGUGGUUACUCCUAGUUUGUAAAUUAUAAUUUCGUAGAGAAUAUUUAUUGAUUUAACGAAAGAUUUUCAAGACAUACGUUCCUUCAAUGAUCCAUUGGAUACAUGCAUGCUCAAAUAUUUUAAAGAGAAAACGUCAAAAACUCAGGUAUACAUAAGAAAUUAAAAUUGUAUUCGCUUAUUUAAUAUUCAGCAAGUUUUAAUAAAGUUUAUACUGAACUUAGUGGGUUCUUUAACUUUCGGUAUAAUAUAUCAUUUAGACCCUCCGCUCGGGGGUUUCGUCGAAAUAUUACCCUCUAAAUCUGUGAUGACCAUCACUUCGGGUAAUACUCCGCCGAAUCCCCCUCGCUCUGGGUCUAUAAAUGAUAAAUAGCCCAUUUUAGCAACCUUUGAAAAUUUUAUGCUUAUAUCAAAUUCACUCUUCAGGGCAGGGUAGGUUACAACACUGUAACUUGUUGCUGCCUUGUCGAACAAGAGAAUUGCUACAUUACAGAAAGGUCAGAAAGGUUUGUUUACAGCCAGUGGCGAAGCCAAGGGCUCUGCCCCCCCCCCCCUCCCCCAAUAGGCAAAAGAACUGCCCCUGUGAAAAGUUGAAAUCCUGAAAGAUGUGUGAAUAAUGAUUCCCAUUUCUUCUGUGUACCAAUAAAGUUGUAGUCUAUCUAGAAUUCAGUAAAAAAUGCCUAUGGUGGCUGAAAGCACAUUUGAACUUGAAUUUACGUGCAUAGCAGCAGUCAAAGUUCAAAGUUAUUCUUUUUAUUACAUAAUUCCACUUCAAAAACCAAGACAUCGUGCUAUUUUUGUGUGUCACAGUAUAAUGUUUUAGUACAAAAAUAUUUUUUCCAUCUGACAACAUUAGGCGACUUAAAAAUGGAUUUUGUGGUUGUAACUUUUCUUCAAACCUCGUCCUACAAUACGUGAAAGCAUUCCAAUGAAUCUAACAAUUACCGUGAAGGCAUUCCGAUGAAACUAACCACCUAGGUUCCUCGUGUUCGCAUUCCAAAUGCCAUACAAAUCCCCCCCCCCCCAAGUUUAGACCCUUGCUACGCCACUGUUUACAGUGCAUGCAGAUAGACUGAUGCCGAAUCAAAUUUUGCAGCCAUUUUUCUUGGUCUAGCAAGUGUCGGAAGAUUUAGGACGGAAGGAACGAGGUUUUUAGAAAAUUAAUUUUACAGUGUAAGAAGCGCUUCAUUCUGGUUAGCUUUAAUUCUUGACUAUGACCUCAUUCACUCACCUGAAUUACAAAAGCAGACAACCUGACCAAUUUUCCUACGAUUUAAAUAUAAAAUAAGCAUCUUAUGUUAUCCGGCUCCCGGUUUAAUUGUUGCUGUUAACAGCAUAUCAUUAUCCUCGGAGUAGUUACGACGAGAUACUAGAUUAAGAAAAAGUAAACUCCUGAUUAAUGUUUGUCCUUUGGGCUUUAAAAUUGACUAAUUAUAAUAAAAAAAUUUACUGGACAUUUCCAACAUGAUUUUAGUCAGCCAGCAUGUCUAUAACCGAAAUACAUCUUCUAUUGUUUUAAGUGUGCAACAGCGUCUGUUAAGAAUAGCAAGAAAUGUUCUCAAUGUGGGAAUACAGUGACAGAAGACAAUGAAAUAUAUAAGGAAUAUUUAGAGACGUUGGAUUUCCUUUUUCCACCAGAAGAGGAGGUUGAUGAGAGUGCCUAUCAGGCAGAAUGUGCAGCUAUUGGCUCGGGUAAAAUUUAUGUGACAACGAUUUCUGGGGAGUCUGUAACUCUUUCGUAUUACCCCCUUAAGAAGAUUUUCGACAUCAAGAAAGAAGUGGAAAAUGGGCUCAGAACACCUCCUGAAAAACAACGUCUACUAUACCGAAACAAAGAAUUGAAGGUAAUGUUACAUGCAGGCAAUCCAGAGGGCUAUCUCUCCCUGCAAUUCUGUAAUAUCAAUAAAAUCACAUGCUUGUUUCAACCGUAACCACUGAACCGACACAGAAACACAAUUACACUUGCAUACACCAUAAUUACGAAUCGUGAGUCGUUUAGAAGUAUUGUUUUAUCGUACUAUAUAAUGUAUAGGUAAAUAAGUAAUAUGAAUGUUAUGUAUAUUAGCGGUGCUAACGAAUGUUAUUUAUAUUCUACGACUAAGGACAUAUGCCCACUUCAAAAACAAUGAUUGACAAAAAAUGUAUACAAAAAAACUGUUCCAUUAGAACAUAGCCUAUCGAAGGGAAGAAGACUGUGAAACUCAUUAGAAUAACAAUAUAACUCAUCUGUGUUAGUCAACGUUUAUUCAUAAAGGUGGCCGGACAUUUUGCCGAAAGACACUUAGCCGAAAGACAUUUUUGCCUAAUCAAACGGUCAUUUAAUUUGCCGACUGGAGUCAGACGGACGUUUUGCCGAACGGACGUUUUGCCGAACGGACGUUUUGCCGAACGGACAUUUUGCCAAACGGACAGUUUGACAAACGGACAACUUGCUGAAAAUAGAGAUAUCUUCUGAACUUUAAAGAUUCGCUUACACGGUCAAAGUUUCUGUGAUUAAAGUCGUUCAUUUGUCGAUUUUGAUGACAGAAAUUCCAUGAUUCUCGAAGUAGUGAAAUCUGCUUACGUCGUUGUCUUUAUAUACACUUGUUUGUUUACGACCUGACGUCAAAACACAUUCCUAACAAAUAGUCAUCCGCUGCACAAACAAGCUACCAAUAGUCAACAUGGUUAUGCACUGCUAAUGACCAUAUAAUGGUUAUUUUACACAAUGGUUGAGAAUUACACACAUUUUGACGAAAUAACAUCGUUUUUUUCUGCAAAUUGUCCGUUCGGCAAACUGUCCGUUCGGCAAAACGUCCGUUCGGCAAAACGUCCGUUUGCCAAAACGUCCGUCGGCAAAAUGUCUGUUCGCAAAAUGUCUUUCGGCAAAAUGUCUUUAGGCAAAGUGUCUUUCGGCAAAAUGUCCGGGUACCUUCAUAAAUAUGGUCCUUCGCCGUCACGUGUGUAUUGUAUUUUUGCCAAAUCCACCAAUACCAAUUUCCAAUUUACCCAUUGUUCGAGUCACGGAUUGGUAACUUUCCUAAAACAUUGCUAUUGGUUAGUUGGGCAAAAAUACAAUACGCACGACGGCACGUGACGGUGAAGGACCAUAUUUAUUAUUUAUGAAUAAACGUUGACUAACAUAGAUAAUGAGUUAUAUUGUUAUUCUAAUGAGUUUCAUAGUCAUCUUCCUUUCGAUAAGCUACGAUUGGAAUGACACCAAGUACUUUUAAAGAGCAAUAUCAAAACCAUGUUAAAUCUUUUCAAAGCAAAACAUACUGAAAGAAACCCUGAACUUUCGAAAUAUAUUUGGAAAAGACUUAAAUAUUAUAUAAGUUUCUUAGUACUAAAAUCUAAAAAGGUUAUAGGUUACUUUGUAUUAUGAGUAUUAUAUAUGAAAGUCCAUUUAUAUUAAAGUAAAGAUCGUCGUGUAAACACAAAACAACGUUCAAAUAAACAAGCUGAAGAGAAAAAAAGAAAAAUGCAUGGAUUGUUUUAACUCCCGAUACCACAUCUUUCACCACAACCAUUCAAGAGAACCACACUAAUUGAAAUUUCACACUGAGUCACCUGAAGAUCCUAACGCUAGAUGAAACCACUGGUUAUAUAACGAAGAUUAUAGUGUAGAUUCGCCGCUCAAAGUAUUCGCUACUAACAGAAAUUUCACCUUGAGUACUUAGAAUUAGGAUGAGCUUCAGAUCAUAUACCAGACUCUAGCCGAAGUGUGUUUAACUAUCAAGUGUUGAUGAUGAUCAAUAUGGUGAAUUUAUAUUCAUUUGGAUGUUUUUAAUUCGAAAUUUCAGGUAAGAAAUGAAGAUCGUAAAAUGCUUACGCUGAAAGACCACAAUGUUCCACCAGAAAGCAAAUUGCACCUCAUCAUCGUGCUGUGUGCUGUACCAGACGAGUUGGAGAAGGCUGUUUUUGAUUUCUAUUGGGGAUUACCACAUGGACGAUCUAGAGACUUCUUAGACGUUUCAGUGUUCGUUUACAGUGGCACAUCGAAUCUUGGUGUCAUUUACUACAGAAAUCGGCGUCUCGACUUCUGCCCAGGCGUUGAACACUCAGGCCCUGCUGAUAUGUAUUAUAUUCGACGAGAAGGUCGUCAUCAGGUCAACGUAAACCUCAGAACUGUUCCACAUCAUGUUGACAAGCUGGUGUUUACGCUAAGUGCUUGGGCUUCAGCUAAUAUUUCAGAAUAUCCUUACUACAGGCUUGAUUUUCAUGAUGUCAACUUUCCUGACCAGCAAUUAUGCAGUGAUCAAGUCGAUGUCCAUCAUAGAGCUUACAAAUCCAUGAUUAUGUGCUGUUUGUCGAAAAAGAAUGGAAGAUGGGAAGUCAUAGAUAUGAAAAAGGGUUCCGACGGAUUUACAAGAAAUUAUUAUCCUUUAAAACGAGAAAUUGAGGCACUGAUACGAAACGGCUUACUUUAA